Messenger RNA from Osmia bicornis bicornis, 1508 nucleotides. RefSeq lists its product as uncharacterized. Lineage: Eukaryota; Metazoa; Arthropoda; Insecta; Hymenoptera; Megachilidae. Bases 200 to 1423 code for a protein of 407 amino acids. The transcript is spliced from 5 exons. The record is from RefSeq and is a predicted model, not a curated record.
AAUGACACAGUUGUGGUGUAUAGUGAGUAGGCAGCAGCCAAUCGAGCCUAUUCGCGUGACGAGAAAGUAGCAUUCCUCCGAGGGACAAAAGUCUAUGCAUACGUAGAAAAUCUUCUGUAAUUCGAACGUGUUUUGUGAAAUCUAGGAGGGAAGGUGAACUGGAAAAACAGCCGCUGAUAAUUGGCCGACAGUUUACAGAAUGGAAGUGAAGCAUUUGAAAAUCGACGAACGCUUGUUCGAAAAAGCGCUUCGGAGGAAAUUAUCAGACGAAACGGUACAGGUACUGGAAAUUAAGAACAAUCCUAUCUCGGAUAAAGGAUUGAAUUUUCUAAGUGAUCUGUUUGAAGUUUCUGUACGAUACACCGUGACAUCGAAGAAGGAGAAAACGAAAUCCGAACGUUCGACCGAUGUUUUUAUUAAAAUUGAACCCCUAAACGACGUACCGAGAGACCUUGUUCGUCAGCAGGAUCUGUUUUUUACCGAAUUAAGAGUCCUACGUGAUGUUCUACCAAAAAUCAAACAAUUGAUGAGUUGCCAAUUGGGACCACAUUUGUGGUACGGCAGCGAUAAUCCUCCGGUUCUUAUGAUGGAAGAUUUAAAAAACAGAGGAUUCAUUAUGAAAAAUCGACAAAAAGGGUUGUCCUUUGGACAUUGUAAUUUAGCUAUUCAACAAAUUGCGAAAUUACAUGCUGGGUCUGUUGCAGUUUUUGAAAAGGAUCCAGAAACGAUUGAAUCUUUCAGAAACGGUGGCAUAGUUUCAUCUAAAUGCCCGACAAGCUACUUACGACUGAUGGAAGUAAGCCUUAUACGAAUAGGCAAUGAGAUACGAAAUUGGGAAGACAAAAAAUGUGCGAACGCAGCGGAUAAAUUAAUUAAAGUGGCGGAAACUAUUGGUACCCGUUGUGUUGACGCGUAUAAAUACGAUCCCGAUGAAUUUUGUGUAUUAAAUCAUGGAGAUUGUUGGAUCAACAAUAUGAUGUUUAAGGAAAACGAAAAAGGCGAACCGACUGAUCUUCUUUUGGUCGACUAUCAAAUGGCUGUUUACACUUCUCCAGUCAUCGAUUUACUAUAUUUCCUGAACAUUUGUCCCGAGUUCAGUGUUAAAUACGAUAACGAUGACUACUUUUUGAAAAUUUAUUUAAAUACUUUGAAAGAAACUAUGAGAAGCAUAGGUUGCAAAACAAAACCACCAACGAUGCAGCAAUUAAAAGACGCACUACACAAACGAAGAAUAUACGCAGUUUUCUCUGGAAUCGUACUUUAUUUACGAAUGAUGGCGAAUAAGGAGGAUACUGAAGACUUCACUGUGGUUCUUAAAAAGUUCUCAGGUGAAACUAAACUGGAUGUUUUUAGAAACCCUGAUGCGGUGAAACUGGCUCAUAAAAUGAUCCCAGUUAUGAACGAAAGAGGAUAUUUUGAUUGAAAUAAUCAGUUAAUUAUUGAAGUAGAAAUGAUCCUGUUAUUCAGCAUAAAGUUAAGAUCAAAUGAAAUAAAAUAUUUGAAAUAUA